CACCGCCCGCGCUGCCGCCCCCAGCCAGCCCGGCGCGGGCUCCCCGCCACGGCCCGCGGCGGCCGCGCUCCCGGCCCCGGCUGCGGCCCCGGCCCGGGCUCGCCAUGGACACAUAGCCGCGGCGCCACGCAGGAAGAUGCGCAGUCCCACCCGAGGCCUGGGCAGGGUGAUGGUGCUACUCGCUGCAGCCCUUGCGUCAGCCUGCCGCGCCGUCCCCGAGGGCUGGGGAGAGGAAGGUGUGCAGUACGGCCAGCUGGGGACGGACGUGAUGCUGUCGUGCGCCAGCGCCCCUGCGGGCUCAGCCGUGGAGUGGAGGCGGGACGGGGCUGCAGCGCUGCCGGCCGGCUCCGCCGUGCGGCACGGCACCCUGGUGCUGCCACAUGCCAGCCUGGCCACCGCGGGGACCUACAGCUGCCACAGCGAGGACGGUGGCCUCCUGCACACCGUGUCCCUGCGGCUGGGGCACCUGCCGGGGGUCCCCUUUGUGUCCUGCAGAGCCUCCGACUACGAGAACUUCUCCUGCUCCUGGACAUCCAGCCUGGAGACCUUCCUCCCCACCAGAUACAUCACCAGCUACAGGAAGAAAUCGCUGACGGGAGAAGAGAAGAGGAGGAACAAGAACGGGCACGUGGGGCCGUGCCUGCAGGAUCCAGCCCGUGCCGGCACCUGCACCGUUCACAAGUCUGAGUUCUGGAGCUCCUAUCGGAUGAACAUCACCGAGGUGAACCCGCUGGGCUCCAGCUUCCGCCUCCUCGACAUCACUAUGCAGGCGAUCAUUAAGCCAGACCCUCCAGAAGGCCUGGUGGUGGAGCCUGUCCCCCGGGCGCCGCGGCGGCUCCAGGUGAGCUGGAGGUACCCCACAUCCUGGCCCAAAGAGCCCCACUUCCAGCUCAAGUUUCGGCUGCAGUACCGGCCCAUCAUCCACCGUUCCUGGUCCGUGGUGGAGACAGUGAACCUCUCUGAGGUGAUCACAGACGCCUUCACAGGGCUGGAGCACGUGGUCCAAGUCAGCGCGAAGGACUUCCUGGAUGCAGGAAACUGGAGCGAGUGGAGCAUGGAGGCGCGGGCGACGCCAGUCAGAGACCCUGCCACCGUGGUGAGUGAAGAAACCACUACAGAUGCCAGCCUGGAGAUCCUGGCCGAGGAGCCCUCACGGGCUCCUAAUCCUGAGCCCAUCAAUCGCAGCGACCCCCUGGAGAAGAUGGCCAUCCUGGUCUCCCUGGGUAUCUUUGCCUUCUUCAUCCUAGCUGCCAUUCUGGUCAUCACCAUCCUCGUCUGGCUCCGGGUGAGGAAACACGGCAAGGAUGAGACCAAACCCCACAACUUCUUGGUUGCUGCCACCCACUUGAAGGCUCUACCGAAGGCCCAGAUCCUGUAGUGAGCCCUGCUGUUGCCCCAUCUGAGCACCUACUCACCCACGUAUGGGACUUGACACCACUGUUGGCCCCAGAAGGGCUCCCUGUCCCAUGGAGCAGGGCCUGGCUUUGGACAUUGCCUGACCCCCAGCACCAUUGGAGCACAGGAUGGACCUGAAGGAGAGAGGCUGUGCUUUGAGGAGCUUAGGGCUGCCUGUGCCCACAGGAGCCAGCUGGAGACAUCUCGGACUCAGUGCGACGGGCCGGUCCCCACUGCCAAGUGCUGCUAUACAACAUGGGGAUGGGGCAUCGAGCCAGCCCCCCUUUGCUGCUCAGUGCCAUGUGGAAGGGGACCGUGGGCACAGGGUGCUGGUCUGUGAGCAUCAGUGACUGUGUGGUGCUGAGCCCUGCCUGCCUCCCUGGCCUGUUGCCCUCCACCAGCCAUCAGCAGGCAGAAGGGCCCUUUGUGCCUCUGCCCCUCGCCCCCCUGCCAAAGCAGGAUGGAGCAGUGAUCCCAAUAAAGGGGGUAGUGUUGGCA
Molecule: messenger RNA, 1893 nt
Organism: Dromaius novaehollandiae (emu)
Lineage: Eukaryota; Metazoa; Chordata; Aves; Casuariiformes; Dromaiidae
Product: interleukin-11 receptor subunit alpha
Exons: 13
Coding region: 137-1378 (413 amino acids)
Biological process (GO): cytokine-mediated signaling pathway
Cellular component (GO): external side of plasma membrane; membrane; signaling receptor complex
Molecular function (GO): cytokine receptor activity; cytokine binding
Source: RefSeq, a predicted model, not a curated record